AUCACGCGAACUUCAAACCUAUCGCCAAGCGCAGCGGCCUGCGGGCCCGAAGUAGUUUUGUUCGUGACUCUAUACAAAAACAAACCGUUUAUUGACGUACAAAACUGAGUUUUAACACGCACUCUCUCAGUAAUUUAACAACAAAACCCAAAACAAAUGUACUCACUGUGAAUUGUAACGUUACAACAACUCGCCAAGCAAAGUUUUUCGACUUUUGUUUAUAGUAAUCGCGGCGGCAACCUGGCCGAGUUGGAAAGAGCAACAGUUUGUCAGUCGUUUACAUGCGCGUCGCCUCCUUCGAUUUUGUUAGGUUAUACUUCUAUGCCAGUCGUGCAGUUAAAGACAGCGUGUUACGUCGCGUCGCUGCCGCGCGCGUUGUUAUCGUCGAAAACUUUUUAUCUUGUGUUAAAAAUCGUCGAUAAAUAAUGCAAAAUCGAUCCGAAUAACGAAUUUUAAUCGAAAAAAGUGGUGUUUGAAGUGUUUGAGUGAUUUAUUGUGGUAGUUUUAGAGUUAUAAAGAGUGCAUUCUUCGGUGAUUCAUCUCGUGACAAGAAAUUGUGUACCUACUGUGUCGUGUUGUGGAUGUAUUGGUAAAAUUAUGUGUGGCCACUACGAGUCAACUUAGUUUUUGUUCUUUGAAAAGAUAUGAAAAGGAAUUACAUUUGCGGACGAUAAAAAAAAGUUUUCCCGUUUUGGUGAUUCCUAUGGAGAUGAAUAGAUGUGAAAGAAACUCGUGACAGUAUCUACUCACCAUAAUUACUAAGAUUCCAAAAUGGCGAAGCAAGUUUGGUUGAUCCUGAGCCUCUUUCUUGCCACCGCAUUCGCUGACUUCACCACAAACUGCCCACAAGAGUGCAAAUGUGUUUGGGCAAGCGGCAACAAACAAGCCGACUGCUCACACUCCCGUCUCAACGACAUACCCAGAAACCUAAGCGCAGAGAUACAAAACCUCGACCUCACAGGCAACGAACUUUACGAAAUCACAAGACAUGCAUUCCAUGAUGUAGGACUCAUUAACUUGAAGAAACUCAUCCUCAGAGAAUGUAAACUUUUGACUAUACAGAGAAACGGUCUGAGCGGACUUGCCAUCAUGAUAGAACUAGAUCUGUCCAAGAAUGAUCUAAAAACUUUACACGCCGACACCUUCAAAGAAACAGCUAAAAUAAGAUGGAUCCUACUGAACGACAACCAAAUAGAGAAAUUAGAAGACGGGCUCUUCAAUAACUUGCCAUUCCUACAGAAAGUGGAACUGAGUAACAAUAAAAUACUACAAAUAGGAAUGAAGACGUUCAUGAAUGUGCCCAAAUUAAACAUUCUCCGACUCGACGGGAACAAAUUGGAGUAUCUGAAGAUUGAUACACUGAGCGCACUGACAUCGCUUUCCAAUUUAGAUGUUCACGAUAAUCCUUGGCGUUGUGACUGUUACUUACAGCCCUUUAGAAACUGGGUAAUUAGUAAGAACUUCUACACUUCCCCCAUUUCUUGUGUAGAGCCACCGAAAGUGCAUGGCAAGCUUUGGAAAGAGCUCGAUUCCAGUGACUUUGCUUGCAAACCCAGCAUUGUAUACCCUUCCGUCAGCACAACACUACGAACAUCAGAUACCAACGUCACACUAUCCUGUCAGGUCAACGGCAACCCGCUACCAGAAGUCAACUGGGUGUUGAAUGCGCAAAUCAUAGACGGUGCUUACCGAUACCAAGGCGAACUCAAAUACUACAUUACUGAGAGAAAUCUCGACAACUCUAAAUGGGUUAACUUAACUAUAGUUGAUUUAGGAAGCACAGACAAUGGAGAUUACCUUUGCGUUGCGAAAAACGCUGGUGGAGUUGAAGAGCGAAGUCUGACCCUGGCAGUGACUCAAAGUUUCCCUGAGAGUGGAGUGGUUCCUCAGGGUAUGGACAACAAUAUGCUGCCAGUGCUCAUUGGCGUGUCAUGUACUGCAGCUAUCGUGCUGAUAAUCCUGGUGAUACUCUGCUACUGCUGCUGCUUCAGACGGCGAGGGUCAGACAAGAAGAAAGCAGAAAAUUCUAACGGUGAAGCAUUAAUCGAGGGGUCUGUCAUACCCGAGAUGGAGAAGAGCCUCAUCACUGCUGUCAAUCCAGUGACGAAGCCUCCAAGAAGAUACGAUGUACCACCAUCGAUCACCAGCGGCGCGACGGAAAUGUCUGAACUGAACAAAACAUUGCUGGACAAUGAUUCUGUGUUUGCUCACAAUGAUGAUGAAAAACGCUCGCUCGACUUCGACCCACCAUCGAAACGAUCUCAGGAUGCACUCAAUGUGGAAUACGGCCGUACUGAUGGUCGAGCCUACCCGCCUGAUCUACUCUCCUUCCCUCCCAGAGCUGCUCAAAUAUCACCAGCGGCUAGCAACGCUUCCACCGUACCAGACACCACAAGGCUGCCUCCACAACUCAACCCGAUCAGUCCCAUACACUCGCCAAUAUAUGGCAUGACCAAUCAAAACUUAUUCAGGACUUUGCCCUACUCUCGUUCUCAGUCGCCAUUCACAGCGCCCAUUACACCUCCUGUUGUCACACCUAGGCAGGGAUACGUCACGAUCCCAAGGAGACCCAGAGUACCCAGCUGGUCUAGUACAGCAAGCACACAAAUCCUGCCCAGCUCUGAAGCACAAGAACCGCUAUAUGAUAAUCUAGGGCUAAGGACCACGGCAGAUGGCAGCUCUGUGCUAUCUUUAAACAAAACUGGUUUAGAACCCCAAUUCUCACCAAUGAGGAACAGACCCUUGCCAGCUACUCCGAUAGCCUACCCUAACCAGCAUCCAGUAUACUACGCUCCCAUUGAAGAACAAGAGCCAUCACCCUCGCCAGUACCUCCACAAGUGAAUCGAAACAGCAUCAGCUCUCAGUUGUCGCAUCAACUUUCUACUCCAGGGCCUCAGGAACCAGUGAACCCAAGAAUGAGUUGGACUGCUAAGAACACCUCCACUCCACAACCUGAGCCUAGGAAAGUAUUAUUCAGUGACAAAAGCGAUGCACAGUCCCAAGUGUCAGACAGCAGUACACUAAGCCGAAGAGGAAAGCCUGAGACUGGAUCUCUAAGAAGAAUUCCAAGAGUAGAUAGUAAGGAGGAGCCUAGUUCUCCAUCAAAGGACGAGAGCAAGAAAAAUGAGAGUGUAAUGAACCAAUCAGGGACUCUGGGCAGGAGUGGUAAGAUACCACCACGACCACCGCCGAAGCCGAAGAAAAAGCCGAGUACUGAAGUGAACCCCAACGAGCCGCUGUUCGAGGACGAGGGAGAGGAUGGUACGGAAGUGUAAUAGUUUAGACUAAAGGUUUACCAAAGUGCCAAUGAGCUUUUAGUGAGAGGAGAGACCUACGUCACGAUAUCAGUGAAAAGACGUGUUAUUACGAUUAAUUUUCCGCGGUGCUCCUGUAAAUAAACAUUUGUGCUAGAUUUUUUACUUGUCGCGUAAAAUUUAUGGACCAUUUUAAUAUUAUAAUCAUUGUAACGCAAUUGGACGUCGCGUUCACUGUUGGUUUAAGUAUUUAUUGUUUGUGGUACUCUUUGAUUAAGACAUGAAUGGUAACUAAUGGCUUUUAUGUAGCGACGAUUGUUUCAUCAAUAUCCAAGACUGAUUACUCUAAAUUGACACGCUUUUGUGGUAUAUGAACUGUUUCAAGUGGACGUGUUUGUGUUAUCAUUUAUUCAACUGAGUCUGGGUGUCAUUUUUAGCUUUGUUUCACGUCGCUUUGUUCAUUCCGUACGACAUUCCCGUAUUUUAUUCAAAUGCGGAAGCGAAGGAAAGAUUAAGGAGUUGAAAUGUUCAUACCUUUCCGUACAAGCUAAAUUUGAGCAUUCUUUGCUCAUAUCAUUCCAAAAUUGUAUUCCCAUCAUCUGCUUGGCACCGUUCAUAUAUGCGAGUUUUAUUUGACAUUCCUUAAAGCAUUCUUUCAUGGCAUCUGCACAUUGAUUAUGGAUUCUCACAUACAUAUAUAUGGAAGACUGAAGCAAAUAGUUCGCUUUUCCUCUAUUGAUCAAGUCAAUAGUUUGAUAUAAGCGGUUUGUUUGUUUGGUUCUAUGUUUCGUCCUUGUAUAUUGCACGUUUAUAAAUAUCUUCAUUUAUUCCGGAGUACGUUUAAGUAUUUUCUCUGUUGUUUUGUUUUAGUACGGUAUCUUCUUGUUUCAUAUGAUGGUCCUAUUUCACUAUAAAAAUUUAAGCUAAAAUCCGAUACGGUAUUUUUCACUUCACCUAUAUUUUCAUAGUUUUGCUUUUACAAAAUUAAUCUACAAAUAGGAUACAACUAUCCAAAAAACUGUUUUAAAUUAAAACAUUCUAGCUACUAUAGAAGAUUUUUGAAACUGGACCGUCAGUUAACACUUUAUAACAAAAAUAGGGUCACAAAAUAUUUUUGUUUUUAGUUUUGGAACCAAGUUUAUAAAUCGUGCAACAUACAUCAACGUACAUCGGUCGUUCUGCACUAAAAUAUUUAACUUUGUACAUUCUAAGUUAACAACAUUUUAGUUUUUAGUCCGAGGCUGUUUUCGCUAACAUUUUUAAAUGUAAACGUUACUCUGAAAUAUAGAAAACUGCCGUACUCAGAGACAUUUAAGUAUAACUACCUUAAACUAUACCUUAGUAACGAUUUUGUUCCGAAAACAAUUGCUAAUGAGCUGAGUUAAGUAACCAUUAAAUGACUCUGAAUACGGUGGUAAGACUUUUCAAAUAAAUCAGGUUAAUGAUGUAGUUUUCAAUUUCGAAUAAUUAGGUAUUAAUGAAAUUCCACGGUAGACCAAAGCAGGCAACAAGAUUUACGUCAAUUAUAUGAUUUUAAUGUCUCGAUAUCUUGAUUUUAACCUAAGAACAUGUACUAGGCAACAUGAAAUCUGACAACAUAAUUAAUCACCCCGAGAGUCAGAACAUUGAAUGGCUUCUAAUGGUUUCAAAGCCUAAUAUAAUUUGGAUUUGUACUUCAACGAAUAUGUGACUGUACUAUUUUAUAUUUUAACGGUAGAUUUUUCACAAAGAAAGAGUCGCAACUUACCAAUUUUUUAAUUUUUGUAUUAUUUUAUUAAUCAACGUAGAGUUUGUGUCUUAACGAACAAAAGUUCAUUUGAAAAUAAAAGAAAUCAUUGAUAUAUUGAUUUUAAUUCAAUUAUUUUUGGCAUUGAUUCUCUACGUAUUUUAGCCAAUUCUAUACAAUCAAACAUUUUUUAUCUUUUUACCGAUUAAUUGCGAAAAAUAGUUCCUAAAGUUUUUUAAACCAUGUGUUAGAUUAUUUUAGGUAUAAACGUAUCAUGUUAUAGUUUAAGGUUCGCUUAACUUACUGGUGCAUAUUUUUGUAUACAAUUUUAUGUGUCUAUUUAUUUUAUUUUUUUAAUUGUAUAUUUUACUUUUGUCUCUUCUUUUAAAAAUUGCUUGGGAUUGGAUUAUAAAUGUAAUUUUCUUUCAUUGAAUACUAUAAAGGUUUUACAACGUAUCUUUAUUACGUACAGUUUAAAAAAGAAAUGAUUUUGCUAUUUUCUGGAUUAUGCUAUGAUGACUAUCUCCAAAUUCUAAUAGGUAUAUCACUAUCAACAGUGGUCACUGCUGACCAAAGGCGUCUUCUCGCACGGAGAAGAUUUGAGCAUUAAUCACCACGCUAGCUCAAUGUGGGUUGCCGAUUUCAAACUUAUAAUUAAAAAUUAUAAGCUCAAGUUUCCUCACGAUGUUUUCCUUCACCGUUUGUCAGUGGUGUCUAAAGAAUAUUAGAAAGUACAUAUAACUCGGAAAAAGUCACAUUGGUACUUGCCGUUGGUAGGCUUCGAAGCCCUCAUGUAUGAGAAGUGGGCUUGUGGGUCUGUCUUAAACCACGGCUACCACGACACUAAAUUCUAAUUAACUUGUCAAAAUGGUUGAUUAUUCCAAGUAUUUUUCAUAGAAGAGACAAUUUAUUAAUUAAGUUUUAAAAGUACAUGACAAAGUUGUAUUCUACAUGAAAUGUUGUAUUCUUUAGCGGUUUAUAUGAAAUGUGUGCUAUAGUAAAAUGUACUGUAUAAAACUUUUUAAUGUAUUUUCAAUUCAUAAGCUGUAUAAAUAGAGUACAUUUUGGCUCGAAAUCGAAUAAAUGUAAUAGAAAAAUUAAUGUAUACAUAACUACGGCCUUUGUACAAAUCAAAUGUUUUAAUGUUUUUUUUUUUGAAGUAAAUGCCUUGUAAACGUGACUCUUUGUUUUUUCACCGUCGAAAUCCGCGUUGCUUUGAUUUCAUAUAAUAUGAUUUUAUUUGUAAAUUGUACCCAUGUGGGUACAAUAUUUUUACAAUGUUUACUGUAGACAUCCAGUUUUUAUAGUUUUAAGUCCAAUGUAAAUAGAUACAUUAUUAAAAGUGAUUAAAAGCUAUAUUUCAUA
This is a messenger RNA of Spodoptera frugiperda (fall armyworm), 6346 nucleotides long. RefSeq lists its product as uncharacterized. Gene Ontology annotation, molecular function: protein binding. Lineage: Eukaryota; Metazoa; Arthropoda; Insecta; Lepidoptera; Noctuidae. The record is from RefSeq and is a predicted model, not a curated record. The transcript is spliced from 5 exons. The coding region runs from base 772 to 3276 and encodes 834 amino acids.